GUUAAUAAUAGCACACAGGACACAGCUAUUCAAUUACGAGUAUAAUUUCCGUACAUGUAUUCGUACGCGAUAUCGCUAUGGCUGAAAUAUUGAUUUGUGUGUUAUAUUUGGCUAUCCGCUAUGGCUCUGUACUCGCGGUACCGAACAUUACAUGUACAACUAAUCAACUGAAGGUGACAUGCAACGACAACUGCUGCUGGGAGGACGUACACAGAUACAUAUACUGCUGUAUUAAAGACACGGUCACGACGACCGAGGCGGUGGCUUACUCGGGGGUUGCAGUAGUCAGCUUCGUCUUCCUCGUCCUGCUUCUGAGCACCAUAGUCUACUUCACCUGCUGGACACGACUGAAAUCUAAACCUCUCGAUGAUGGUAAUUACCCAAUGAAGACGUUUAUCCCGACACAUGGGUUCGGUCUUGAACCGCAGCCACGACCGCAAACUCGAUACACCACAUCCUACGACGAAGUCAACCUGUAUUCACAACCGGGGACUGGUGCGACUGGAUAUACUUCACGGGCGAGUAUGGCGGAUUAGACUGUUGCGUUGACGGAAAUAACCGAGGAACAGUUCGAAUAUAUAUCGAAUUUGACAAUUCAAAGUUUUGUUAUUUUACAAACUAUCAGCGUUAAGAAUGCGUUUGUUGACACUAAACAUGAAAGCAGAUACACUGAAUUUUCGAAGAGGAUGAUGUUUCCUCAUCAUGAAAUUAGAUAGCACAAGUAAAUUAAUUUAUUGAGUUAAGCACAUUUAUGAAUGAGAGCAUAUCAUGAUUUACACCAUGAGCCUCGCUCUAGGAAUACCGGACUUAAUGCAUGUACAACGCUUGGGCUAUUCAAGGAUGACAUUGAAAACUUUACUGGUAUUUUCCGCUGACAUGUAGUCAUCCUCUUAUCGAAAAUCCAGUUAUUACGGAACGAGUCGUCCAUGUUUAGCCUGUACGGACUGCACAGUCUAAUUGUAGCCAACACUUUACGCACAUGUAUUAAACCCCAUUUUCCCAGAGCGCGGCUAACCAUUAACUUCGAUGUAUUUCGUUUUUGAGUGUAAGGCUGUUAGUGGUAAUAUGUGCAUAAACAUGAAUGAAUUUUAACCGUAACGUAGCAAUUUAUAAUAUAUUCACGCAUGUUCAUGUUCUGUUAACCGACCUAUCUGAUGUAUGUUGCUAAUAUGUACUAAUAUAGAUAUUGUGUCUUCAAUAGUUGAAUUCUAUUAGUAACAAUCAAUUGUCAACGUUAGCAAGCAUGCCUGCAAAAUCUGCGAUGUGUGUGCAUAUGUACAGUAACUGUGUUGUUCACGUACCAAAUGCAGAUAACUCGAAUACUCAAAUACCUUAUUGACACAUUUGCAUAUGUUAUUGAUUUGGGUUUGGGGAUUGCAUAUCAAAUCCAUAGCUCUGUUUAAUCCAUUGUAUUGGCGCUGACCAAUCCAAUAUUUGUAUAUGGGAUCCAUCAGAUCCUAAAAGUAUUGACCUUAAACUUGGAAUACAACAAAUGUUUUCCAUAAUUUAAAAGACAUUAUAAAUGUAUCGAAAAAAGUUGGAAUUGUAA
This is a messenger RNA of Dreissena polymorpha, 1549 nucleotides long. RefSeq lists its product as uncharacterized. The transcript has 4 exons. The coding region runs from base 78 to 536 and encodes 152 amino acids. The record is from RefSeq and is a predicted model, not a curated record. NCBI's taxonomy places the organism in Eukaryota, Metazoa, Mollusca, Bivalvia, Myida, Dreissenidae.